GAUUCUAAAGCUGAGGCACCAAUGCCUAAGUGUCGCAGGUUGUGGCUUGAGGAAGCGUUCAGCUUUGCGUAGCUGAGACUAUCAAGGUCGUGCUGCGUUCGCGCUGAAUUAAAAGAUGCCGAGCAUUGACUAUGAUACAUUAGGCUGAUAUUUCAUUCAUUUGGGGCGCCAAAGCAGCAAGGCGUCGGUCGCCUGUCAGCAGUAGCUGAGGCAGCAAGGCGAUGCAGAGCCGCAAGGACCUUGCGGAGGCAGGGAGGCGCAAGCUUGAGGAGUUCCGCAAAGCCAAGGCACAGGGCAAGGCAGCUCCUGCACCACCUGCAGCAAAGGCGGCCGCAGGCUCAAACGGAGCAGGGGUAGGAAUUGGACAUGAGAGCGCGGCAGUCGUCUCGGCUCCUGCACCGGUCGCGGUGACAACGGGCCCAGUGACAGGGGUGGAGCCGCCCGCGCCAGCAGCCUCCCAUUCGCAGCUCCAUAGCAAUGGCGGGGGCUAUCACGCGCCGUCAGCGCCAGCGCAGCACUCUUGGGCGCCCGUGACCAGCAGCGCCCCCCCAACCGCGCCGGCUGCGGUGCCGGCUCCGGCAGCCUGGGGCGCGGGCUAUGGCACGUACGCCAACGGCGGCGACUCAAGCUACGGCGGUGCCUCCGGCUACGGCGGCCAACAGUCCAGCGCCGCCAGUACGGCAUCCAGCGCACCCUGGUCAGCGGCGCCGGUGGUUCCACCGCCCCCGCCAACAGUUGUGGCGGGCUCGGGCGCAAGGACGAUUUGGGACGCGCCGAGCGCUGCCACUCCCGCAGCGGCCACGACAGCUCCCGUCAGUGCGAUCUCCAGCUCUGCGCCGCCGGCGAAUGCAUUCGUGGUGCUAGCGGAUGCGCCGAUACCCUUCGGCGGGGCUAUCCCUUUCGGCAGCUCGACAGCGCCCGCAGCACCGGCGCCUGCGGCCCGCACAUCCAGCUCGGGGCUGGGGGCCGGGCAACAAAACGACACUGCAUGGUUCUCGGGGGCAGCGGGAACGUCUGCGGCGGCGGCAGCGCCAGCAGAUUAUGGGUCAACUGGCACGGCUGUGCCGGCAUAUGCGCAGCCUAACCCCGCGGCUGCUGUGCCCACAACCACCACAGCUCCUGCCUACCCCUGGCAGGCGCCUUCAGCUGUGAGCAGCAGUGGGGCGUCGGCUGCCGCUGUGUCGGCGUGGGGUCAGCAGGCGCACGGACACGUGCCUCAGCCCACCUCGGCCUACCCCUACUCGGGGCCAGGCGACACGACAGCGUACGGCAGUACAGCAUACGGGGCCGGUACCGCUUAUGGUACCUCCACUUCCUACAAUGCCUACAGUGCCUACCAGCCGACCGCGGCUGCUCCCGCUGCCGCUUCCCACACUGCCCCGCCCACCACCGUGCCAUCUUGGCAGGCGAGCCCCGCCACCACCACGCCUGCAGCAGUACCACCACCCGUCAGCGUGGGAGUCCCUCCGCACACCGCUUCAGCGGCCUCAGCCGGGGAAUCGGCGCUGGCAGGACCCGCGCCCUGGGACCUGCCGUCGCCCACGGCCGCCGGCGCCGCCGAAGCGGCGGCCCCUGCCUUCAUGCCGGUGCCGUUCACGAGCGAUGCGCGGCCGUACGAGACGUCGGGCGCUGCGUCGGCAUAUGAGGCAAUGCCGUCGGCGGCACCUGUCGCGGAGGCUACCCGCGGUGACGGCAACUCCGCUAGCUCCGCGGCGGCCCCGCCGUUCUGGCUGGAUGGCGCGGACUCGGCCGGCUCCGGCUCGGGAGGAGGCUUGUUUGGGGCAUCUACUGGCGCGUUGUUUGGCGGGGCGGCGCCGCUGCCGGUGACGGACGCAGUAGUUGAUGUGCCACCGCCGCCCCAAGCGGCUCCAGCAGUUGAGACGCCACCACGUCCGCUGCCGCCGCCGCCCUCCACGGCCUCAUGGUGGUCUAGGCCAGCGGAGCCGCAGGCGGCGCCUGCUCCUGCCGCAGCGCCUGUCAGCAGCAGCAGCGGGGCGGCGGCAGCGGAGCCGCACAAGCCGUCAUGGCUUGCCUACUCGGCGGAACUGGUCCAAGGGCCGCCCGCUCCUGCGGCGCCGCAGGCCGAGGCGGCGUCGGGCGGGAUCGGGAGCAGCAGUGCAGGGGCCGGCGUUACGGCAGAGCCGCAGCACCCAGCGGAUGCAGCAUUGGCAGCGGCUCCGGCUCUGUCGGGCCCAGCGCCCUGGGACACGGCCGCCAGCCCAGCAGCGGACGCCAGUGUGGCCGCAUUCUUCGACUCGUUGGCGGGCUUUGUGGAGGCGGCCACGGCAGACGAGGCCGUGCCGGGAGGCGUGCCCGAAGCACCGCCUGCCGCGCCGGCUGCCACGGCGCCGGCCCCUGCACCGGCUGCCUCGGCGGACCCCCUUGACGCGUACGGUAUGCUGGCAGACAGCUACCUCGCACCCACCUCCACAACCCCGGCUGCGGACCCCGCCGUGACCGGUGCUCCUUCCACGGCUUCGCCGCUGUUCGGCGCGGACGUGACUGGGGCCGCCGGUGCCGGGGCCGGGGCCACUGGGGGGUGGACGCCGCAGCCAUCCAAGGGGCCUGAUGCGCCAGCUGCUGCAGCCGCAGAGGACGCUGCGUCGAUUCAGGAAGUGGAGCCGGUGCCUGUGUCAGGGCCCUCGACGCCCGCCCCUCAGCCUAGUACGUCCGCGGUGGCGCCGGCGCCAGGAGAGUCUGUGUCUGCGGGCACGCCGCAGCUGCCGCUGUCCUUGGCGUCUAGCUCGGGCUCGCCGCCUGCAGCAGGCAUGGUGGCUGGUUCGUCGGCACAGCAGCCUGCUUCUACGGCGGCAGCGGCACCCUCGCAGCAAUGGCAGGGGCAGCAACAGGGGCAGCAGCAGGGGCAGGGGCAGCAACAGGGGCAAAGCAGAGGCUCGCGCUUCACCUCUUGGCUGUUUGGUAGCCCCACGGGUGGUAAGACCCAUGCCCAGCAGCAGCAGCAGCAGCAGCAGCAGGCGCUAUCCCAGCCGUCGGAAGAGCCAAAGCCGCAGUCAGGCAACGCACCUGCUGCGCCGGAGCCUUCCAAGCCAUCCGCGGAAAUUGAGGACCCGCAGCCGUCCGCCAAGACAGUGGCAAGCAGCAGCGGCCUCGGUCUUGAGCCGACCCCGGUAGGGAGCUCUGUGCCCGACGCGGCGGCAUCUGCGGCUGCGAGCACCAGCCAUGACGCCCCGAGCACCAGUUGGACGGCUGUCGCGGCCGCCCAAUCCAGCACGGGCGGCGUCAGCAGCAGUAGUAGCACUCUGCCGCCGCAGAUGUCUCUGGGCGAGUGGGGCCGCGGCCAAAUUAUGAACGGCGGGGAAGCCGGUGCCGGUGAGCACCCCGCGGCCUCGCCCUCCGCGGCCGCAACCACCUACGACUAUGGCUUGUCCUCAAGCGCCGCAGCAGCCGGCGCCAGCUCGGGGUCAGGGCAGGCCGCUGACGCGCACGCUCCCUCUACAACCGGUGGUGCAGCGGGGUCAAGCGAUGCAGCUAGCGGGCUGCCAGACUGGAUGCGCAGUACCAGCGCCGCCGCCGCCAGCACCUCCGCUCCCUACAGCUCGCAGGUUGGCGGCACUGGUUCCAUGUACGGCAGCUCCUCGGCAUACGGCGGCUCUACCAUGUACGGGACCGCAUACGGCAACGUGCGCGACGGCACGCGUGCGGGCGGCUAUGGCGCCGACAGCAGCAGCGGGGGCGGGGGCUAUUCCUCGACCCUGGGGCUGUACCCUGGCUCUUCGGGGCCCCCAUCCACCUCCGGCGGCGCGGGUCUUACAACCUCCCUCCACGGCAGCAACCCCGCUGCUGCGGACGCGGCUGCGGAGGGCACGGCAGCGCACGGCGCCGGCGCGUCGACAGGCAAGGAAUGGAGUGUGCACGAGCCGUCCCAUGCCAACACCGUGCCUGCUCCUCGGGAGAUCUCCCUGGGUGGCGCGCCGCCAAUGGCGGUUGGGGCCAGCAGUGGGGCUGCUGCCGACGCCAGCGCCCCGCCCGCCUCCAGCCUUACCUUCCCGGCGCCUUCCUUCCCCACGCCCUCCUUCCCGCCCUCGGGGCCACACCCCACCGGCCUGCCGCCGCUGCCGCCUGCGCCGCCGGCAGCUGUUGUGCCGCCCAACCUCGCCACCUCGGGCUUUGCAGCCACCACGUCCUACUUGUCUGCGUACUCGGGUGCCGGCGCCGGCAGCACUGGCGGCGGCUCUCGUGGCGGUGCCGCGGCCACGCCCAGCUUCCUGGAGUCCUACCUUGACAACCUCCUUUCCGAUAUGUCAGGGACAAAGGAUGGCGCCGGCGCGGCCAAGGGCGAGGCGCCUCACAAGGAGGCGGGCGCUGAGGCCAGCGGGGCCGGCUCUCCUCGGACGUCCGAAGCCGGCGACGACCCAGCCUCAGCAGCAGGGCGACAUGCCGGCGACGGCGCCGAGCACGACGCCGUCGGCGCUGACGCCGGCGCCGACGUGGGCGCCAGCAGCGGCCUGGGCGACCGGGUGGUGAGCACCGGUGACUUCGGGGCGGCACAUGGAGGCAGCGGCGGCGGCGGGCUGCUGGGGCACACGGACAGCAGCGCUAACCUGCGCGUCGGCCACUCGCGCCGCCAGUCCACAGACUCGAUCAUGUCGCACGCAACGGCCCACACGCACGGUUUCGGCGGGCCAGGCGGCGGUGGUGGCUAUGGCGGCAGCGGCGGCAGCCGCGCUCAGUUCAGCGCGCUGCAGCAGCACAUUGACGAGCUGACGGAGGAGAAGCUGCAGCUGAGCCGCGGGUUGCAGCAGCAGGUGCGCAUCAACGAGCAGCUGGGCGACGAGGUGGAGGAGCUCACGCGCCAGUACAACGCGCGCGGCAAUCUGGUGGACGAGCUGGAGCGCAAGGUGAAGCAGUAUGAGGAGGAGCUGCAGGCGCAGACGCUGUCGCUGGAGGGCUUCUCAGACGAGCGGGCGGCGGCGCGCAGCAGCUACCAGGAGGCGGCAGCGCGUGCGCAGGCGCUGGCGGCGGAGGUGGUGGCGCUGGAGUCGCAGGUGCUACAGCUCAAGAGCGCGGUGCUCAAGGCAGAGCGGGCGGCGGAGGAGGCCACCUCGCGCGCCAAGAAGUUGGAGAAGCAGGUGGCGACGCUGACAGCGGAGGCGACCGAGCGCUCCCAGGAGCUGACGCAGACGCAGCUCAAGGGCCGCAACCUGGUGGUCAAGCUCAAGCAGACCGAGGCCAAGCUGGAGGCGGCGGAGGAGAAGGCGGCGGCGCAGGCGGCGCUGCUGGCGCGCAACGGCCUGCUCGCAAACGGCCACGCCGCACACCUGGCGGUGGCGCCGCCGCCCAAGCCGCCCGUGGCAGAGGCGGAGGUGCAGUGCGAGCUGGCGGCAGAGCUGGCAGCAGAGGCGGCGGCGGCCGCGGCGGAAGCCGCCGAGGCCGAGGCAGCAGCAGCCGAGGCAGCAGCCGUGGCGGAGGCGGAGGCGGUUCGCGACGGGGACUCCACCCGCCGCCAGUCGCGCGCCAGCGGCAGCGGCGACGACGGCCUGCCGCCCGCCAACGCGCACGCGCUGGCGGUGGUGCCGCGCGAGCCGCUGGAGGCCGAGCCGGCGCCGCCGAUGGACUGGGCGUCGGCUCGGCCCACUCGCGACGCGCCCAGCGCCAUUGUGGCGGAGCGCGCGCUGGCUGGGCUGGACACGUCAGCCCUGAUGCGGGCGGUGCGGGCCGGCAGCCGCGCUGCCUCCCGCCCCGACCUGAUCACAGAGGCAGGGCUGGGCGACGUGGCGGCGGCGCUGGCGCGCUGGCUGCCGGCAGGCCCGGUGACGGGCGGCGACCCGGUGGCGCUGCUGGUGGAGGAGGAGCUGCGGCUGAUGGGCAGCAUCUCGGACCUGCUGGGCGAGUUCGAGGCGGGGCAGGAGCACGCCGCCACACGCAUCCGCGACUUGGAGGACCGGCUGGCUGCAAUGGCUGGCGAGAACGACGAGCUGAGGUCCAAGCUGGAGCUGCAGACGCAGCGGCUGGAGCUGCAGCUGCAAGGCAGCCUGCUGUCGGCGCAGUCCGUGCCGCUCAUGUCUCUGCACCAGACGCCCAUGAGCCACGCCAUCCCGCCCUCCGACGCCGAGGACAGCGGCACGCCCAGCCGCCAUACCGCAGCCACCCACCACCCGCACCCGCACCACUACGCCGCGCCCCGCCCGCCCGGCUCCCUGGCCGCCAUGACGCCCGCCUCCAGCCUGGCGCAGUCGCCGCUGCCGCCCCACGCCGCCGCACUGCUGCACGCCGCCGACCCGCUGUCCAUGACGCCCACCCGCUCCUCCCGCCUCACGCCCAACAUCUCCGCCGAGCUGCAGCAGCACCACGCGCAGCAGCAGCCGCAGUCGGCGCCACAACGCCAGGGCUGGAUAGGCUACCUGUUCCGCCCGCGCCAGAAGAAGCGUGUGCGCGGCGCCAUCCUGUGAGCCUGCCGCUGCGAGCUGCCGCCAGCGUCCCGCCUCGCCCGCUUGGCGCAGCGUCGAGGCCUCCACAGCUUCCACCGGGCCUCCGAAGCGAUGGCCGCUGUCCCGAGCGGGUGAUAACAUACAACCCUCCUUCAGCAGCUCCCCAUGCCGCCGGAGCACCACAAUAAAAGGCAUCAUGCCUCUGUAACCGCUCAUCCGGCCAUCAUCCGCCACGGCUACUUAACGCCUACCAUGACCCAUAGCACAUACCUUGUAUGUAGAGAUGUUUAGUCUGAUAUUGCAGUGCUGGUGGAGUCGGCUGCCACGGGAAGUCUGGCGCAUUCAAAGCUGAGCUGUAUUCGCUGCUGUAACUGUUUCGAUAGAGCUCUGUGAAACCUGUAGUACGGCUGAGCUGCUGUUGGGGCCGGCUGCGAACAGCAUGGGUGCGAGUCGCAGGUGCUGGACACGCAAGGACAGGGAAUGGACAG
Chlamydomonas reinhardtii is the source of this 6877-nucleotide messenger RNA. RefSeq lists its product as uncharacterized. Gene Ontology annotation, biological process: regulation of growth. The transcript is spliced from 10 exons. Bases 222 to 6410 code for a protein of 2062 amino acids. NCBI's taxonomy places the organism in Eukaryota, Viridiplantae, Chlorophyta, Chlorophyceae, Chlamydomonadales, Chlamydomonadaceae. The record is from RefSeq and is a predicted model, not a curated record.